Molecule: messenger RNA, 183 nt
Organism: Fibroporia radiculosa
Lineage: Eukaryota; Fungi; Basidiomycota; Agaricomycetes; Polyporales; Fibroporiaceae
Exons: 2
Coding region: 1-183 (60 amino acids)
Source: RefSeq, a predicted model, not a curated record
AUGGCCAAACCCAUCCCAACUCUCGACGACCCCGACAAGUAUUAUGCACUCGACGACGACGAAAUCACAUUCUUCAAGAGUCAGACCGGCAUCAACGACGACGCUGCUCUCAAGAGCCAUAUCCUCCAUGUCCAGGCACAGGCAUACGAGGUGUGCACCCGUAUACUUGCAUCCGGCACUUAA